AUGCCACGCCGCGAGUCUUCAUCACGACCUCGUCGGGACUCAUCCUCGCGACCUGAGGGCCACGGCCGCCGCCAUGAGUCUACCAACCGAGAUCGACAACGCAAGAAACGAUCGCGGAAUCCACGACUAGAUACAUCAUCCGGAGAAAACAGAGGCUCAGGACCAUUAUCAGCAGAUGCGCUGGCCCGGCUGGAACGACAGAAUGCGCGCGACAAGAGAAGGGAAGGACGGACACGGAAGGCGGAUCGCGUCGACUACCACGAAGUAGAGCAGGAACCCCGCAGGGAACGGGUGCACCGACGAGAACGUUCGGAAAGACCGAGAGAACGCACACGAGAUCGCAGCAGAAAUCAUGGCUACGACGGGGAGCAGGAGCAGGAGCUUGAAAGACCCCAGACAAAGAAGGACAGGAAGGACAAGAAGAAACGAAUCGUGAGCGGCGCCAUUAUGGAAGAGGGCAAGGCGCAACCCGCGCUUCGGGGAGGCCGUAACGAGGAUUGGCGAUCGAGUGAGCAAAGCUUCGACAAGCAAGAUUACUACCACCGACCCUCAAAAAAGAAGAAGAAGAAAAAGCUCAAGAAGAAAUGGUGGAUCAUCGGUGGCAUCAGUCUGGUUCUGCUCAUCAUCAUCAUCGUGGCCGCCGUGGUUGUGAGCCAGAAGAAGGGCGGCAGUAGCGACGACGAAAAUGGCGAUUCAAGUAGCUCGAGCGACGACAAGUCCAACCUCGACGGCGUAGACCGCGACUCAAUACCAGAAAAGUGGAGGAACACAUAUCUCGAUCCUUGGUCGUGGGAAACAACAAGCGGUUUCAACGUCACGUUCACGGAUGAGAUGGUCGGCGACUUGCCCAUCAUGGGUCUCGACAGCAAAUGGGACGACUCGAAGCGCGCGAACGACAAUGUUCCCCCCCUCAACAAGGCAUGGGGUUCCUACGUCAAGAAACCAGCGCGUGGUGUGAACCUGGGCGGCUGGUUCACCAUUGAACCGUUCAUUACGCCAUCACUCUUCCGUUAUCCUUCUGAUAAGGGCGUGAUAGACGAGUACACCCUGAGCAAGGAGCUCGGCGCUUCCAAGUCUGAGGUCAUUGAAAAGCACUAUGCGACAUUCAUCACAGAGAAGGACUUUCAGGAGAUCGCCGAAGCGGGUCUCGACCACGUGCGCAUCCCCUAUUCCUACUGGGCUGUUGAGGUCUACGACAGCGAUCCUUACCUGUACCGUACGUCGUGGCGCUACCUCCUCCGGGCGAUUGAGUGGGCGCGCAAGUACGGCUUGCGCGUCAACCUUGACUUGCACAGCGCACCUGGUGGGCAGAAUGGCUGGAAUCACAGUGGAAGGGAAGGGCCCAUAGGUUGGUUAAAGGGCGACGACGGCCAGUUGAACGGCCAGCGGUCGCUCGACAUCCACGACCGGCUGUCCAAGUUCUUUGCCCAGGAUCGGUACAAGAACAUCAUCACCCACUACGGCCUCGUCAACGAGCCCAAGAUGACGUCCCUCGACACGGACGAGGUCAUCCAGUGGACGGAGAAGGCCUACAAGAUCGUCCGCGACAAUGGGGUCGAGGCGUUUGUCAUAUUCGGCGAUGGCUUCAUGGGCCUGGACAACUGGCAGGGUCUCAUGACCGGCUACGACGACCUAGUGCUGGACGUGCACCAAUAUGCCAUCUUCAACCUGGAUCUUCUGGCUUUUACGCAUCAGAAGAAGGUGCAAUACGCCUGCAAGGGUUGGACCGACCAGGCGGAGCUCAGCAUGGAUCCCACGCAGGGCUACGGGCCGACCCUGUUCGCGGAGUGGUCGCAGGCUGACACGGACUGCCAGCCGCUCCUCAACGCCGGUGUCAAUGGGGCCCGGUGGGACGGCACGUCCAAGUCGGUGGACGGACCGAGCUGUCCCACCAAGGACGACUCGUGCUCCUGCUCAAUGCCGCUGGAGGACCCGAGCAAGUGGAGCGACACGUACAAGCAGUUCCUGCAGAUGUUUGCCGAGGCGCAGAUGCACAGCUUUGAGAAGGGCUGGGGCUGGUGGUACUGGACGUGGAAGACGGAGGACGCGCCGCAGUGGAGCUACCAGCUGGGCUUGAAGGCUGGUAUCCUGCCCAAGAAGGCGUGGGACAGGAGCUUCAACUGCGACUCGUCCGUGCCCGACUUUUCUAAGCAAGGAUUGUCGGAGAGCUAUUGA
Molecule: messenger RNA, 2175 nt
Organism: Emericellopsis cladophorae
Lineage: Eukaryota; Fungi; Ascomycota; Sordariomycetes; Hypocreales; Bionectriaceae
Product: glucan 13-beta-glucosidase
Exons: 2
Coding region: 1-2175 (724 amino acids)
Biological process (GO): glucan catabolic process
Cellular component (GO): cell surface; extracellular region
Molecular function (GO): beta-glucosidase activity
Source: RefSeq, a predicted model, not a curated record